Messenger RNA from Synchytrium microbalum, 435 nucleotides. RefSeq lists its product as uncharacterized. The transcript is spliced from 4 exons. Gene Ontology annotation, molecular function: oxidoreductase activity, acting on the CH-OH group of donors, NAD or NADP as acceptor. The record is from RefSeq and is a predicted model, not a curated record. Bases 1 to 435 code for a protein of 144 amino acids. Lineage: Eukaryota; Fungi; Chytridiomycota; Chytridiomycetes; Synchytriales; Synchytriaceae.
AUGAGCCCUGAAAAGAUAGAGUCUGUCCUCAAAACCAAUCUUCUUGGUUCCAUACUCGUAACUCGUGCUUUUGUACGAGGAAUGCUGAAGACGAGACGAGGUUGCAUCAUUAACGUGACAUCCGUCGUGGGCCUGAUGGGUAGCUCUGGGCAAUCUGUCUACGCCUCUUCGAAAGCAGGCGUCCUUGGCUUUACGCGAUCUUUGGCUCGAGAAGUCGGUUCUCGGAACAUACAAGUAAACGCAAUAGCUCCUGGAAUGAUUGAAACUGAUAUGACCAACAGCCUCUCAGAUGAUGUUAAGGCUUCUCUGUUGUUAAGAAUUCCUACAGGACGCUUUGGUCGCGUCGAUGAGGUAGCGCAUGCCGCAGUGUUUCUCGUAGAUGCAACUUACGUGAACGGUCAGUGCUUGAAUGUGUGUGGUGGCCUUAGUGCAUGA